UCCAAAACAACAAUCCACAUCUGCGCAAACACGAGUCAGGCUGCUGACUCUGCUGAAGGCGAGGGAGAAGCUAGGCUUCUCCACAAACUCGACCUAUUGACAAGCCUCGUGCAAGACAUGGUGCCCGUUGUCAAAACUUUACAAGAGUCUCACGAUGCCUUGCUAUUGCAAGAUGUGGAUGAUGUCAACGCUCGCCGUUGGCUGAAAGCGAGAAUGAGGAAGGGCCUCCGCCAAAGCGACCCAGAAUCACGCCACAACCGGACGAACAACCCCGUUCCAAAACGACAGAUACUACUGGCAAAGUGGAUUCACUUGUCACCGAAGUGACCGAGGGCGAAGUCACGGGGCCAGCGAUUUCGGAAAAAAUCGCAAACGUUCUUAACAACAUCCUCGCCAGUGGUCUUAAUGAUCAAGCCACUAAGCGGCGAAAAGAGAACAUUCAUAGGCCCACAAACAGCACAUUACUUGCCCAAACUCGUGUCAAUUCCGAGAUUUGGGACAUCGCUAAAAAGCCAACACGAAGCAUGGAUGCUAGACUUCAAGCUUUGCAAGACACCCUGAUUAAAGGGCUUAUUCCUCUUGCAGACAUGACAGGAAAAGUGGGUGAAUCUUUGGAUUCAGGCGCUGCAAUGCCAACCAAAAGAGACCCUAUGGGAAGCUCUAUCAAUUCCCUUCUUCUUUGCGGCGGCUAACCACAGCUUGAAUAUUUGCCGCCGUGACUUGUUCAAAACAGAUUUAGAUGACAGCUACAAGGCCUUGUGUAAUAACAAGCACCCAAUUGGAAGUGAACUGUUUGGUGACGACCUAGCGAACGGCUGAAAACAGUUACCGAGAGUAACAAAGCAGCCAAACAGCUUACAAGAUCCAACAAGCCAAGUUCUCAGAAGUAUAAAGGGCCAUCACGGUCUUUUUGGGCCAAAGGGGCGCAACCAGCGCCCCCUUCAACCAGUACAGCAACCAUGGCAGAGGCUAUCAGAGGAGCAAUCACCCCUCAUACAGGAAGGAACCUCGCAAAAACCGAGGCGAAAACAAUGAAACAGACUGUGAAACAGUCAUGACUCAACCUAAGGUAAGCUCUGUACCCACCCUUAUUACUGGUGGAAGAAUUAAGAAUUUUCUGGCCAAGUGGCAAGAAAUUACCUCUGACAGAACUAUUCUGUCCAUCGUACAGGGCUACAAACUUGAGUUUUAUGACAUACAGCCUGUUCAACUAGGUAGAGUUAGACCUACCAUUCUGUAUACUGAGGCAGCAGUGGCCUUAGAUCAGCAGAUUCAAAAUUUUUUGUCUAGGGGUAUCAUUGUUGAGUCCCAACAUGAAUCCACCGAAUUCAUAUCCCCGUUUUUCUCCGAGCUAAGAAAAAUGGGAGUUUCAGAAUGAUUCUGAAUUUGAAAGAAUUCAAUCGCUUUAUUGCUUACCAUCAUUUUAAGAUGGAUAAUAUUGAAACCUGUGUUCACUUGAUGAAACCUGGGUGUUUUAUGGCAUCUAUUGAUCUUUCAGAUGCUUAUUUUUCUGUACCUGUUGACCGGUCACAUCAAAAAUAUCUUAAGUUUUUAUGGAAAGGAAAGCUUUAUCAGUUUACUUGCCUUGCGCAGGGCCUUGCCUGUGCUCCCAGAGUGUUCACCAAAUUACUCAAACCUGUGUAUGCAUACCUCCGACUCAAAGGACAUGUUUCUAGUGGGUAUUUAGACGACUCCUUUUUAGAAGGAGACACUAGUGUGGCCUGCUCAUCCAAUGUCCAGGAUACCUUAACCCUUUUAGGGGACUUGGGUUUCUGCCCUAAUUUGGCUAAAUCAGUUGUCCAACCUACACAGAUCCUUGAACAUCUGGGUUUUAUUUUAAAUUCCUUAGACAUGUCUGUUAGCAUAACAGAUCACAAUUUUGGCAAGCUACUUGCCUCAGCACAUCAGGUAUUGCAAUCUACAUCUGUUCCUGUUAGACUGGUUGCUCGUUUAGUGGGCAUUAUGGUAUCUUUUUUCCCUGGUGUAGAGUAUGCUAGACUUUUUUACAGACAACUUGAGAUUGAAAAAUCAACUGCUCUAAAAAAUUCCAACUGGAAUUUUGAAAGUCCUAUGAUGUUGUCUGAAACAGCAAAAAAUGACAUAGUCUGGUGGAUGAACCAUGCCAAAACAUGCAAAAGGAAGAUUAGUCAUGGGAAAAUCACAAGAGAACUCAAAACAGAUGCCUCUACCCAAGGGUGGGGAGCCUUUUCAGAUGGGAUUUCCACAGGUGGCAGGUGGUCCCCGGAAGAAGCUCAACUGUAUAUUAAUGCCCUAGAGCUCCUCGCUGUUUUUUGGGGCCUCAAGGCUUUAUGCCCUUCAGAACAUCACUGCCACAUUAAAGUUCUGUCUGAUAAUACCACCACUGUAUCAUAUCUGAGGAACAUGGGGGGAUCCCAUUCUACCCCUUGUAAUGAUAUCUCCAGAGACAUAUGGCUUUGGUGCAAGGACAGAGAUAUCUGGAUCACACCUGCACAUAUCCCUGGGGUCGAGAAUAUCGAAGCAGACUCUGCUUCCCGGGUUUUUAAUGACAAAACAGAAUGGAAACUAGACCAACCAGUGGUGUCAGAAAUUUUUUCCUUAUUUGGCAAACCUGACCUUGAUUUAUUCGCAUCCAGACUUAACCAUCAACUGUCUCGUUAUGUUUCAUGGAUCCCUGAUCCUAAUGCUGUUGGAGUAGAUGCUUUUACAUUAGACUGGGGAACACAAUAUAACUAUGUUUUUCCUCCCUUCAGUUUAAUUUCACAAGUUCUACAAAAGGUGGAGGAGGAUCAAGCAGAAGCAAUCAUGAUAGCCCCUCAUUGGCCAACACAGUCCUGGUUUCCCAAAUUAACAAGACUUCUGGUGCAGACCCCAGUGCUACUCCCCAAUCGUCCCAACAUCGUACACCUCCCCUUCAACCCAGGGAAAGAACACCCAUUGGGGCAAAACUGCUGCUGAUGGCAUGUCACUUAUCAGGGAAAGUCUCCAAAAUAAAGGCAUUUCAGCGAGGGCUCAAGAGCUCAUUCUGCAGUCCUGGAGGAAGGAACCCAGAAACAGUACCGAACAUACUUACAGCGGUGGACCACAUUCAGCAGUGGACGGAAUACUGAUCCCAUUCAACCAGCUAUAUCAGAAGUCAUAGAUUUCUUAACUGAACUGUUUGAUAGUGGACUCGGCUACAGUAGCCUGAAUACUGCUCGUUGUGCUCUAUCAUCUGUUAUCCACCUAGAUGAUAACAAAACUGUGGGUUCUCACCCAUUAGUUAACGUUUUUUGAAGGCUGUAUUUAACAAUAGGCCUAGUAUACCUAGAUACCAGUGGUCUGGGAUCCCACAAGCGUUUUGACAUACCUUCAAACAUUUCCACCGCUGGAAAGCAUAAGCCUUAAAGAGCUUACCCAUAAGCUAGUUAUGUUAAUAGCACUGGUUACAGGUCAGCGAUGUCAGUCUUUCCAUCUUAUGGAUAUUACUAGUAUGCAGAAAAAUACUGACCACUAUAAAUUUAUUAUUAAGGAUAUUGUUAAGCAGUCAGCUCCAGGCAGGAAUCUACCAGAGCUUAUCCUUCCUGCCUUCCCAGCAGAUGGCAGGGUUUGCGUUUACUCAGUUCUCUCAGAAUACAUUAAGUGUACUGCACCCCUUAGAGGUGGAGAAACCAGACUCUUUAUUAGUUUUGUUAAACCCUACCAGGCCGUGUCUAGGGACACUAUUUCACGUUGGAUUAAGAAUGUUAUGAUCAAGGCUGGUAUUGAUGUGGAAGUGUUCAAACCCCAUAGUACCAGAGCUGCUUCUACCAGCAAAGCAAAUGCAUGCCAGGUGCCUAUAGAUGUGAUUCUUAAGGCAGCGUCUUGGAAAGGAGAUUGCACUUUCCGUAAGUUUUACAACAAACCUAUU
Molecule: messenger RNA, 3868 nt
Organism: Porites lobata
Lineage: Eukaryota; Metazoa; Cnidaria; Anthozoa; Scleractinia; Poritidae
Source: the annotation of a GenBank genome assembly